GAGGCGCCUCUUCCUGGUGGAGAAACAGUGACAGCUACAGGGCAGCCACACAGACCCAGCACCCAGGCUCCGCUGCCCUGCCAAAACACCCCAAAAUGGCUUCGGAUAGCACGCACAUCGCGCAGUUGACUUCGGAACUGUACUUCCUAAUCGCCCGUUUUUUAGAGGCAGGACCGUGUCAAGAUUCGGCACAGAGCCUGAUACGGGAGGUGGAGGAGAAGGAGCUGCUGCCCAGAAGAGUAGAUUGGACGGGGCAAGAACACCCUGGGACAUACGAGAAUUUGGUGAAGCUUUACCGUCACAUCCGCUCGGACCACCUGCUCCAGAUCUGCUCCAGAGUGUGUCCUCUUCUGGAGAAGGAGGUACCAGCCAGUGUCCCGGGGCUCUGCAGUCUGCUCGGGGCCGGGAGACAGAACCUACUGCGCACAGACAAGAGUUGCAAGCAUGUGGUGUGGAAGGGCUCGGCUCUGGCUGCGCUUCACUGUGGGAGACCCCCAGAGCCCCCCAUUAUCUUUGGGAGCCCCCCUAAUAUCGUGGAGACGAGCCACAGCAGACGUCUGAACGGAUCUUACCGCCUGAAGCAGCUGGUGCCCACAGCGGUGUACCAGCACAUGAAGAUGCACAAGAGGAUUCUGGGACACCUGUCAUCAGUCUACUGUGUGACGUUUGACAGGACCGGCAGGCGCGUCUUCACGGGUUCAGACGACUGCCUGGUGAAGAUCUGGGCCACAGACGACGGGCGUCUCCUGGCCACUCUCCGGGGUCACGCGGCCGAGAUCUCGGACAUGGCCGUGAGUCAUGAGAACACUAUGAUCGCCGCCGGAUCCUGCGAUAAAACCAUCCGAGUCUGGUGUCUGCAGACGUGCGCUCCCCUGGCCGUGCUGGAGGGACACGCCGCCUCCAUCACAUCACUACAGUUUUCUCCCCUGUGCAGCGGCUCAAAGCGCUUUCUCUCCUCCACCGGAGCAGACGGCACCAUCUGUUUUUGGCAGUGGGACUCUCGCUCGCUCAAGUUUGGUCAGAGGCCCAGUAAGUUCACAGAGCGCUCCAGACCUGGAGUCCAGAUGAUCUGCUCCUCCUUCAGCGCAGGUGGGAUGUUUCUGGCGACUGGGAGCACAGACCACAUCAUCAGAGUGUAUUACUUUGGCUCAGGGCAGCCCGAGAAGAUCUCUGAGCUGGAAUCACACACAGACAAGGUCGACAGCAUCCAGUUCUCCCACUGCAGUGACAGGUUCGUCAGUGGCAGCAGAGACGGGACAGCUCGGAUCUGGCAGCUGCAACCACAGGGCUGGAAGAGCAUCCUGCUGGACAUGCAAACCAAACUGCCCGGGAAGUACAACCCACCACCACUUGAGGAUAAAGUUACCAAAUUAAAGGUUACCAUGGUAGCCUGGGAUCGUCAUGACAGCACCGUAAUCACCGCCGCCAACAACCUGACUCUCAAAGUGUGGAACUCCACCAACGGAAACCUGGUGCAUGUUCUGAUGGGUCAUGAAGACGAGGUGUUUGUCCUGGAGCCACACCCCUUUGAUCCCAGAAUCCUUUUCUCCGCUGGACACGACGGGAACUGCAUCGUGUGGGACCUGGCGCGAGGAGUGAAGAUACGCUCCUACUUCAACAUGAUCGAGGGCCAGGGCCACGGCGCUCUCUUUGACUGUAAGUGCAGUCCAGACGGGCAGCACUUUGCAGCCACAGACUCUCACGGACACCUGCUCAUCUUCGGCUUCGGCUCCAGCAGCAAAUACGACAAGAUCGCAGACCAGAUGUUCUUCCACACAGACUACAGGCCUCUGAUCCGAGACGCCAACAACUACGUGCUGGACGAGCAGACGCAGCAGGCCCCUCACCUCAUGCCCCCUCCCUUCCUGGUGGACGUGGACGGUAACCCCCACCCGCCCCGUUACCAGAGGCUUGUCCCCGGACGAGAGGGCUGCAGGGAGGAGCAGCUCAUCCCGCAGAUGGGGGUCACAUCCUCAGGUUUGAACCAGGUGGUGAGUGAGCAGGCUGUAGACGGACCUUCUCCUCUGGACACGAUGAUCCAGAGGCUGCAGCAGGAGCAGGACCAGAGACGAGGAGCCAACGAUCCAGUGAACUCUGCAGCUUCUACUUCUGCAAACACAGCCGCCCCCAUCAACACCAGGUCCAGCAGAGGCUCAGUUGGUUCCCCCACAGAGGUUCACUCUCCUCCAAACGUGGGCCUUCGUCGCAGCGGGCAGAUCGAGGGCGUGCGGCAGAUGCACAGUAACGCCCCCCGCAGUCAGAUGGCGACGGAGGGAGACCUGGUCGCCUGGAGCCGCAGGGUCCUGGUGCCCGAGUUAGAGGACGCCACUGUCAGACGGCAGGUGAACUGGAGAGAGGCGAAAGGAGACGAAGAGAUCAAUAUCUAUCAGUCCGAACGCAGGAGACGUACAGUCCACUCAGCGCCCAAAGAAAACAAAGUCCAUCCUCCUGAGUGUGUGCCUGACGAGGGGAGGCGGAGUCAGGGUAACCACGGCUACCAAACCCGCGCCGCCAUGGAGGAGACGAGCCGACAGAGCGCCAACGACGAUGAUGACAGCACGUCUGAGGUAACCCCGCUCCCACCAACGCGUACAGUCCAGGAAACAAAGAAUUCUGCUUCAGUGGCUGAAGUAGAUGUCCGACAGGUGAACGGUCACUCCUCUGAAGACGAGAAGGAAGAAGAGUCAAAGGAGCCAUGGCCUGAUGACCACAGCAGCUCAAGUGAAUGCUCCAGUGAUUACUCAGACUGGACGGCCGACGCAGGGAUCAACCUUGAACCUCCCAAAAAGAGCGUCAAAGUGAAGAAGAAGAGCUCUGAGGAGGAACGAGAGAAGAAGAAAGAGGAGAGAAAGAAAGAGAAGAAGAAGGAGAAGGCGGACAAAGACGGCACUUUACCAAAGAAGAGCAAACCCCCCAAGGAGAAGACCAAGCAAAGGGCCCAGUUGCAGGAGCAGGGCCUGACUCUGGAGGAGUGGCUGCCCUCGGCCUGGAUCACAGACACCGUCCCGCGCAGGUGUCCCUACAUCCCCCAGAUGGGAGACGAGGUGUAUUACUUCAGACAGGGCCAUGAGGCGUAUGUGGAAAUGGCAAAACAAAAGAAGAUUUUCAGCAUCAAUCCUAAGAAGCAGCCCUGGCACAAGAUGGAGCUGAGGGAGCAGGAGCUGAUGAAGAUCGUUGGACUGAAGUAUGAAGUCGGUUUACCCACAUUGUGCUGUCUCAAACUGGCCUUUUUGGAUCCAGACACCGGAAAACUCACCGGAGGAUCCUUUUCUAUGAAAUACCACGACAUGCCUGAUGUGAUCGACUUCCUGGUUUUGCGACAGCAGUUUGAAAACGCCCGACGAAGACAGUGGAGUAUAGGAGACAGGUUUCGGUCGGUGAUUGAUGACGCCUGGUGGUUUGGGACCAUAGAGAGUCAGGAGCCGUACCAGCCCCAGUAUCCUGACAGCCUGUUCCUCUGCUACAGCGUCUGCUGGGACAAUGGAGACACAGAGAGGAUGAGCCCCUGGGACAUGGAGCCAGUGCCCGACGAUGCGUCCUUCCCUGAUGAGCUGGGUCUGAGUGUGCCUCUGUCGGAGGACGAGCACCGGGAGCUGCUCUACGUGCCUGUGGAGGGAGAGUGGGGCUGCAGACCACGAGCUGAAGAGUGUGAUCGAAUUAUUAAAGCCAUCGACCAGCUCUGCACUCUGGAUGUAGCAGCUCCGUUUGCCUUUCCCGUGGACCUCCAAGCUUAUCCCACGUACUGCACAGUGGUGGCUUAUGUCACGGACCUCAGCACCAUACGCCAAAGGCUGGUCAACCGCUUCUACAGGCGGCUGUCUUCUCUGAUGUGGGAGGUGCGUUACAUUGAACACAACGCACAAACCUUCAAUGAACCGGGGGCUUUUAUAGUGACCACUGCCAAGUUUGUCUCCGACCUCAUGCUUCAGUUUAUCAAAGACCAAAGUUUGACAGACCUCAUGCCUCUUUACAAAACUAUGAAGAAGGCGACUUUCUCUGACUCUGAAGAUUCUGAUGAUGAGGAGGAAGAUGAAGACACUAAUACACCUGGAACAUCCACAAGAAACCAGGGUCGCCGGGCAACACAAAGGCAGCUUCGAAACAGGAACUCGUCGUAUGACCCUCACUCAUGGAAGAGCCGCUGUAAAGAGCUGCUGGACCUGAUCUUCCAGUGUGAAGACUCGGAGCCCUUCAGAGAACCAGUGGACCUGCAGGAGUACCCGGAUUAUCUGGAAAUCGUAGACUCACCCAUGGACUUUGGCACAGUCCUGAAAACACUGACGGAGGGGAAAUACCAGUCUCCCAUUGAACUGUGCAAAGACGUACGACAGAUCUUCAGCAACUCCAAAGCCUACACUCCCAGCAAAAAGUCCAGGAUCUACAGCAUGAGUUUGAGACUGUCUGCUCUGUUCGAGGAGCACAUCAGUCCCAUCCUGGCAGAUUAUAAAGCCAUCCACGGUCUGACGGACAGGUUAACGAGACAAGGCUCAGACCGCCAAACCAGACUCAACUCGGACCGCCAAACUCGCCACGCCAUGAAGAGGAGGAGGAGGAGGAGCGACUCUGCCAGCUCCACGGCCUCCAGUCCGGAGAGGAAGAGACGUGUUUCCACCCGGGUUGUUGCCAAACGAGAGCCAUCGCCGCCGCACACCAGACCUCCCUUUUUGAGACAGAACAUCCCUCCCAAACAGCCCCCCACGGUGGUGAAACAGCCCCCCCCUCUGGUCAACGGGAAAACAGAGGCAGUGACUCCAGGCCGGACUCGCAGCUCUGCACGGCACCCAGCCCACUCCCCUCCUCCCUCCACGAACGUCACCAACAACUCACAAAGCACUCCAGAGUCCACCAGAUCCACUCGCGCUCACACCGCCUCAUCCUCAUCCACUCCAGCCGUGAACGACAGAGUCACACCUUCACCUGCCGCCGAGAACAGCGGAGGAAGCACCCGGCGCAAACUCAGGACCCCCGUGAAACACAAUCCAGAAACUCCUACCAAUGCGUCCACUCCCAACACCGCUCACCUGAACGGCCACAACAGUCAUGUGACUCUGGGCGUGGGGAGGCGGAGUCGCAGGACGGGGGCGGAGCCUCCAGUUACCCCACCAGAGGACACGCCCACCACUCCAGAGAGCCCCUCCAGAACCCGCGGAAGACCUCCUGCUUCAGCCAAGAAGAAAGGCAAAACCAAACAGGAGACGGAGGAGGAGAUCAACCAAUCACCCGGCGACGAGGGCGGGGCUGCCCCUGCUCUGCCCGAUUCUGUUGUGUCAACACCACGGCGACGAGGAAGACCAAAAGCAACAAUUAAAGAUAAAGAGGACACGCCUCCUCCGAAAGACUCGCAAACAGAGCCUUUAAGAAGAAGCAGCAGACACACGGCCGAGGAGACCACGCCCCCUCCUCAAACAACAUCACAGCGGACCAAUCGGAAAGAGCCUCCCGUAGAGAGCCCUGACGACGGGGCGGGGUCGAUGCGCACGCGUAACCAAGGGCGACGGUCAGCCUGGUACAUGGAAGAGGACUCGGAGGAGGAGCAGAGACAGCUACUUUUCGAAGACUCCUCCAUCACUUUUGGCACUUCGUCAAAGGGCCGAGUGAGGAAGCUGACGGAGAAGGCCAAAGCCAAUCUCAUAGGCUGGUAGUAGACUUUUUUUGUUUUUUUUAAAUCGAUGAACCGAUGCAUAAAAUGGUUCAGAGGAGUGAAGCAAGGCAAUAUGCGUAUAUAUUAUUGGUCCAUGUUGGAUCUUCACAGAAUGGAGUUAAUGUCCAAACCCCAUCACUUUAUAUGACUUUAAACAUCUGAGCGAAACAGCAAGGGCGAGCAUGGAGGAAGUACUGCAGAAGAACUGGUAGAUAGGUCCAAGUAGUCUGAUCCAGUCCCUGCAGAUAGAGCUCAUGUUUGGUCUUUGAUGGACUACAGACCACUGGCCUGGAACCAUCUUUUUUUACCCCUCUGCUUUUGUAAGAUUUGUACAUGUGACUGGCUCUAUCACUAAAACAUAUAUGUGUCCGUGUGCUACAAACCAAAUGGCGUACCUCCUGCGGGUACUGUAGAUACCAGUUCUGUUUACGAUUCAAGUGAGUGGGUGAGAUUUACUGCAUGUUGCUGAGUAGGAAGUUAUAAUGUUUUAAAUCCUUUUACUUUGAGUGAGCGCGAGGUGACGAAUGAGUGGAAGAAUAUAUGUUGAUAUGAAUUCGAAAACAUACACGGACACUGUAAAGGUAAACACAAAGACGCAUUGAUUUGCAAAGUCUUUUCUGUGUUAGACUUGGACUUAGACAAACUUUAUUGAUCCACAAGGGAAAUUAUUUGGACACAGCAGCUCACACGUCGUAAUAUAAUAUAAUAACGAAGAGCAAAAAUAUAAAUGGUGAUAAUAAAUUCUAAAUCUGUAGCAAAAAUAGCAAGAGACUUGUGUUAAAUAAGUCAUCGCUAUAUACAAAAGUAAUAGAAAUUGUAAGAUAUUUACAAGGGUUAAAUUAUUACAUUAUUACAAAACUGCCAAUCAAGGACUUAAAUUAAUUUCUUGGACUAGUAAAGUCUCUUAAAGCUCUACACUGUGGUUUUUAUUCCAUCACGUCACAGGUAGUGGCAUAGACUGUAUAGAUAA
Messenger RNA from Boleophthalmus pectinirostris (great blue-spotted mudskipper), 6611 nucleotides. It is a transcript of the gene phip, whose product is annotated as pleckstrin homology domain interacting protein. The record is from RefSeq and is a predicted model, not a curated record. Gene Ontology annotation, molecular function: protein binding. Gene Ontology annotation, biological process: regulation of transcription by RNA polymerase II; regulation of cell shape; cytoskeleton organization. The transcript has 40 exons. Lineage: Eukaryota; Metazoa; Chordata; Actinopteri; Gobiiformes; Gobiidae. The coding region runs from base 96 to 5642 and encodes 1848 amino acids. Gene Ontology annotation, cellular component: nucleus.